This is a messenger RNA of Meloidogyne enterolobii, 375 nucleotides long. The record is from the annotation of a GenBank genome assembly. Lineage: Eukaryota; Metazoa; Nematoda; Chromadorea; Rhabditida; Meloidogynidae.
AUGAACAUUCAAGGCCACAAAUUGUGGUGGCCUUUGUUUUUUAAUUCUGUUGUUUUAAUUCUGUUGGUUGCGCAGAUGGCGGAUUGUGAAUUAAACAAUGAACCAGAAAUUGAAAAAAGAGUAAUUUCAAUACCCCCAGACAUAACGAAGGAUUUCUGGAAGAUUAAUACUCUUGUGAAAAAUAUUUUUACAAAGGGGACGAUAAAUGUAAAUAAAGAGUUGGAAAAGCUGCAAGUAUUAAAUCCGAAUAUCUUAAAUUUAUUUAAGUACAAAAAAGGAUUUGAAAGAUUAAAUAUAUAUGUUAAAAGAGAACUUGAGAAGAAGAACGAUGCAGCGAUAACACAAACCGAUUUGAUAACAAAUUAUGAGGUUUAG